UUGUUGCUGUCAACGAUGAUGUCCAUCAAAACUAUUUUCGUUUUGAUUUUAUUCAAUUGGAUUUUUGCUGAUGCUACCCGAUCAUUUAUUGUUGAAACACUACCAAAUGAAUUAAAUUUUUCAUUAAAUAAAUCAAAAUCAACAUCUGAUACAUGGUUAGAAUUAAUAAAUUCAGCUCAACAUACAAUCGAUAUUGCAUCAAUGUAUUGGACAAUGCUCGGUACGGAUGUAAUGCCAAAUCCUGUACCAGAAAGUAAAAUUGGUGAAAAAAUUAUACAAUCAUUAAUUGAUUCGGUUCGAAAACGUUCCAUUCAUUUAAGAAUUGUUGUUAAUGAUCAAAAAUCAAAUGAUAAUAAUAAUAAUGAAGAUUUGAAAAUACUGGGGGAAUAUUCACAAAUACGAAGAUUAAAUUUCGAACGUUUAAUCGGUGCUGGUAUUUUACAUACAAAAUUUAUUAUUGUAGAUCAAAAAGAUUUUUACCUGGGUAGUGCUAAUAUGGAUUGGCGUUCAUUAACACAUGUAAAAGAAUUGGGUAUUGUUAUACAGAAUAAUCCGGAAUUGGCUAAAGAUUUAUUAAAAAUUUUUGAAAUGUAUUGGUUGAUGGGUGAACAGGAAUCAAUUCUGCCCACAAAAUGGCCAUCCAAAUAUAAUGCAUAUUAUAAUUUAAGUAAUCCAUAUCAAAAUCAAUUAAAUCCAAAUGUAAAUGAUGAUAAAUAUAACAUAUUUUUAACAUCAUCACCAAAACAAUUUUGUUCCCAAACACGUACAAAUGAUUUGGAUGCAUUGAUCCAGAUUAUUGAUGAAGCAGAAAAAUUCAUCUACAUUGCUGUUAUGGAUUAUUAUCCAUUAUUUUUAUAUGAAAAAUCUUCACAUCAUCACUAUUGGCCAAUUAUUGAUGAUUCAUUAAGACGUGCCGUAUGGGAACGUAAUGUUCAAAUUCGUUUACUUGCAAGUUAUUGGAAUGAUACGCGACCAUAUAUGUCAGUGUUUCUAAAAUCAUUGCAGGCAUUGAAUUUUCAUAACAAUAACAAUGGUGGUGGUUCAAUUGAAACAAAAUUAUUUCAAUUUCCUGAAUGUCCAUUUAGAAAAAAUCCAAUUCCAUAUUCAGGUGUUAAUCAUAAUAAAUAUAUGAUUACCGAUAAGGUUGUCUAUAUUGGUACAUCAAAUUGGUCAGCUGAUUAUUUUAUCAAUACAGGUGGUGUUGGUAUUGUUUUGAAUGUUACCAAUUCGAAUCAUUCACCAUUAUAUGAUCAAAUUCAUAAGAUUUUUCAACGUGAUUGGAAUUCACAAUUUGCUAAAAAUAUUGAAUAAUCAUUUUUUAUUUCAUUUUGCAAUGAUAUACACAAAAAUAUAAACACAAAAGAUUAAAAAUGAUUUUU
This is a messenger RNA of Dermatophagoides pteronyssinus (European house dust mite), 1379 nucleotides long. RefSeq names its product 5'-3' exonuclease PLD3-like. The record is from RefSeq and is a predicted model, not a curated record. Lineage: Eukaryota; Metazoa; Arthropoda; Arachnida; Sarcoptiformes; Pyroglyphidae. Gene Ontology annotation, molecular function: catalytic activity.